AAAGAACAACAACCCACAUCCCAACAACACGUCUCCUGCCCCUCUCUCACACCCACGCCAUGGCUUCACUCAAUCCAGGAAUUCUCCUGAAGCUCCUCCAGUCCAUGAAUUCUCCCACUCGGGUUACCGGCGACCACCGUUCUGCCCUCCUCCAGGUCAUCGGCAUUGUUCCGGCCCUCGCUGGUUCCGACCUCUGGCCAAACCAAGGAUUCUAUGUUCAGCUCUCCGACUCCCUUAAUUCCACCUAUGUCUCCCUCUCAGACCAGGACAAUGACCUCAUCCUUUCCAACCGCCUCCAGCUAGGCCAGUUCGUCUACGUUGAUCGAUUUCACUUUGACUCUCCUGUUCCACGCGUGGCCGGUAUCCGUCCCAUUGCUGGCCGCCACGCCUUUGUCGGGUCCCCUGACCCCCUCAUUGCCCGCAUUUCGUCCUCAAAAAGGGAUUUCGUGAUACAACCCGUAUCCGAAUCCGAGUACUCCGUGGAUCCCAUUGCCGUGUACUUGGCAAACAAGAAAUCCGAUCAACAUGCUCCGAUUGAGGAUAAGGAAUUGAAAUUUGAUGCCAAAGUCGAAAAGCCCAGGACAAGGCAGGCUCUGGCGCCGAGAGAUAAUGUAAAGGUUGAGAAUUUGGAUGAACCCAAGGGUUUAGAGAAGCCGCCGCAGAGGUUCUCAUCUCCGGCUGGGACAAAACGCUCUGUUUCAGCUGGGAAGAAGAAUAUUGUGGCAGUGGCUGAGAGAGACCCAUCUCCAGCGGGGAAAGGAAAGAGGUCCGCAUCCCCAGUACCGUCAAAAUGUGUGGUGCCGAGCUUAGUCGCGGCAAGGGAAGAGAACAGGAAGGUGGCAAGGGAGCCGGCAAUAAUCGUGCCAUCAAGGUACAGGCAACCGUCUCCGAAUGCGAGGAAACAGGCCUCACCAAAUCCGCGCAGAGCAUCAAUUUCCCCAGGAAGGAGGCUGUCUGCAGGCUUAAAGUUGUCUCCGGCUGUGGGGGAUUCGAAGAAGAAGAUGGCAACUAUUGUUGCCGGAAUUUCGAAGGUCUCGGAGGCGCUGGUGGCGUCAGGGAAGGGUGGUAGGAAAAGCUGGGAUGAGUCACCAGCACCGGCUUCAGGGGAACAGAAGGAGAAGUCUUCUGCAAAGAGUAAGCCAGAUCUGCAAGCAAUUUUGCGGACUCAGGCCGCGAUGUCAAGGCGUUUGAGCGAUGUUAAUGGCCAAAAGGGUAGUGAUGAAAAUUCAUCAGGCAAUGAGAAAACAAAAACUAGUCCACCUGAGAGUAAUUUGGCCCCUGAAAAGGCAGCAUCUGGUGCUUUAGGAAUCACCAUCCAUGAUAAGAAAUGGACCGAUGGCAGCAUCCCAUGGGAUGCCAUUUCAACUGACCUUGCUAAGCUUGGGAAGGAGGCUAUGCAAAGGAGAGUCCUCGCCUCUACAGCUGCAGCAGAAGCAUUAGAGGAGGCUCUGGCUACCGAGUCUGUUGUUAGGAGUUUAAGCAUAUUUUCUGAGAUCUCCACAAAAUCUAAGGCUGGGAAUCCUAUACCUACAAUCGACAGAUUUUUCUCGGUUUAUGAUGAUGUAAUAAGGUAUACUGGGAUUGCUGAAGCUGUUGAAGCUAACCACAAUGAUGGUAGUAAUGUCUCAACAGAGCACUCAAAAUCCACUUCUCUCUGGGUUGAAGCUGCACUGGCCACUGAUCUUGAGAUUGUUUCACUUCUAACCCAUCAGAAAAAUGACCCUCCAUCUGCUCUGCAGAAAAGCUUGUCAAAAAGACAGUUUGUUAACGCAGCUGCCAAGAAUCAGCUUAAGGCUGAUCCAUCGCUGCAUUUGGACCAUACUAUCACUGGGGUUUGGAGAAGGGGUCAGGGAAUGGUAGAGACGGUGCAUCUAGCCAAGAAUUUGCAAUCAGAGAUGAAAAAAUGGUUUGUAGGUUUUAUCGAGGAGUCCUUGGAUGCUGGUUUCCGGGUGCUUGGAGAGUCCGCAACUGGUGGGACUAAAGCAUUACCUAUAGAUUGUGGCUCCAUAACCUCAGUUUUGUCCCAACUCAAGCGGGUGAAUGAUUGGUUGGACCGAACAGUUUCAAAUGGAGAUGAUCAAACGCUUACUGAUAAGGUUGAGAAAUUGAAGAGGAAAAUCUACAGCUUUGUAAUUCAGCAUGUGGGGACAACUUUUGACAAUUCCAUGCAUCUCUCCUCAUCUUGAUUGUCAUCUGCGUAUUAAUUUUUGGUAAUUCUUCUUUGUUUUCUUGUACUUAAACAAGAAUAACCCUUUGUUAUACUUUCACUUGGGAAAUUGAAGAUUGUUUCAGUUUAAAAAAUGAUGAAGAUGUUC
Molecule: messenger RNA, 2315 nt
Organism: Rubroshorea leprosula
Lineage: Eukaryota; Viridiplantae; Streptophyta; Magnoliopsida; Malvales; Dipterocarpaceae
Source: the annotation of a GenBank genome assembly